AUGCCUUUCCUUAAGGACGAGUCUGAGAUGCCUUCUGAUAUCAAGAAGACUCUCGAUCCCUUUGCAAAACUUGUCGAGGAUCUCAGUGCAGCUUUAGGACCAAGCUCGGGUCUUGACUCUGAUGAUGUUGACCCAAUGGACAUUCAGCAAUUAAUGGAAACAUAG
Messenger RNA from Penicillium taxi, 165 nucleotides. RefSeq names its product cysteine dioxygenase. NCBI's taxonomy places the organism in Eukaryota, Fungi, Ascomycota, Eurotiomycetes, Eurotiales, Aspergillaceae. The transcript has a single exon. The coding region runs from base 1 to 165 and encodes 54 amino acids. The record is from RefSeq and is a predicted model, not a curated record.